AUUCCAACUCGACUGGGGAUUUCCAUGUGAAUAACAAAUCACAGCUCGUGUAACCGAAUAUUCCGAUUUUUCCUCCGCUUUAUAUAUAUGAAAAAGCUUUUGACUUUUAAUCCUUUGCGGGGAGAUCUUCAUCUUCUUUUCUAUUGAUUUCUUUUUCGGGUUGAAUUUUUGAUCCGAAGUAAGAAAUUCAAAAGCAAUGACGGGAGAAGGUGUCCCUGAGCGGAGAGAUUCUCCUCCCAGAGAAGCUUCGUCGGGGGAAUCGAAGCCGCCGGCGUUUUCCUCUUCUUUUCCGGCGCCGGUUCCGGCGGAUGAAUCUGUGAUGACGACCAGAUCCAAGGAUUCCGGUCCCACACCCUCGUGGUUCACUCCCGGAAGGUUGCUCGUCAUCUUUUGUGUCAUUAACUUGUUAAAUUAUGUGGAUCGAGGAGUGAUAGCAAGCAAUGGUGUCAAUGGAAGCCAGAGGAAGUGUGAUGAUAAGGGGGUAUGCACCCCUGGAAGUGGAAUUCAGGGGGAGUUUAACUUGAACAACUUUCAAGAUGGUCUUUUAUCAUCUGCAUUUAUGGUUGGACUUCUUGUGGCUUCUCCAAUAUUCGCUGCAUCAGCAAAGAGUGUCAACCCUUUUAGACUGAUUGGGGUCGGUUUAACUGUUUGGACCAUUGCUGCUGCUGGUUGUGGGUUUUCCUUCAACUUUUGGAUGAUUGCUGUGUGUAGAAUGCUUGUAGGCGUUGGCGAGGCAUCUUUCAUCAGUCUUGCAGCACCAUUUAUAGAUGACAAUGCCCCCGCUGCUCGGAAAAGUUUCUGGCUUGGACUGUUCUACAUGUGUAUACCAUCAGGGGUAGCUCUGGGCUAUGUGUACGGUGGAUAUGUUGGGAACCAUUUAAACUGGCGCUGGGCAUUCUACAUAGAGGCAAUCCCGAUGUUUUUCUUUGCCAUUUUGUCAUUUUGCAUUAAACCACUUCAGCUGAAAGGUUUUGCUCCUGUUAGUUCAAAGAAAGCAUCAACAUCCAUUGAAACAGUGGCUCCUACGGCCGAAGAAGAAGUUGAAAACGAAAUCUCACAGUCAAGAGGUUCAUCGAGAAGACGGAACCCCAUUGUCCAGUUCGUACUAGACUUGAAAGUUCUUUGCCUCGAGAUAGUUUUUGUCGUUAAUGUUCUCGGCUACAUCACCUACAAUUUCGUAAUUGGAGCAUACUCAUAUUGGGGCCCGAAAGCUGGUUAUGAUAUAUAUCAAAUGCAAAGUGCAGACAUGGUGUUCGGAGGCCUUACAAUCGUGUGUGGGAUAGUUGGAACAUUAGCCGGUAGCUACGUUCUUGACAAAAUGUCUGCUACACUCUCUAAUACUUUCAAGCUUCUGGCAGCAUCGACUUUCCUCGGUGCAGCAUUCUGUUUCGCCGCCUUCUGUAUGAAGAGCAUGUAUGCUUUCAUAGCUCUCUUUGCAGUUGGUGAAAUCCUAAUCUUUGCACCGCAGGCUCCAGUCAACUUUGUCUGUCUACAUUGUGUCAGACCAAGUUUGAGGCCGCUGUCAAUGGCCAUGUCCACUGUCUCGAUCCACGUGUUUGGCGACGUCCCUUCCUCUCCUAUUGUCGGUGUUAUUCAGGAUCGCAUUCACAACUGGAGAAAAACCACCCUUAUUCUUACGUCGAUUCUCUUCCUGCCCGCCAUCAUAUGGUUUACAGGGGUCUUCCUCAAGAGUGUGGACAGAUCCAACGAGGAGAGCGAAGAUGACGCUGACGUCACCACACAACCCACUCUCCACAGUGUUUGAGGCCAAACC
Tarenaya hassleriana is the source of this 1774-nucleotide messenger RNA. RefSeq names its product probable sphingolipid transporter spinster homolog 1. The transcript is spliced from 16 exons. Gene Ontology annotation, molecular function: transmembrane transporter activity. Gene Ontology annotation, cellular component: membrane. The coding region runs from base 197 to 1765 and encodes 522 amino acids. The record is from RefSeq and is a predicted model, not a curated record. Lineage: Eukaryota; Viridiplantae; Streptophyta; Magnoliopsida; Brassicales; Cleomaceae. Gene Ontology annotation, biological process: transmembrane transport.